UCCCUACGCCACUCCCACCCUGGCUUCCCCAGCUCUACAGCUGUCAUCAUGUCCUCAAGUGCCAUCUCCUCCAUCAGCUCCCUGGGGGGUCCCUGGCAACAGGAGUCACAAGGCUAGCACUGACCCCACCACCUGUCCUUUCAGCUUAGAAACUAGCUGGACCAGCCCACUCGUGGCCCCCUGCCAGCCUGCUGGUCUCAAACGUGGCCCCUGUGCUGGGACACGUGAGCUGCUUGCUAGGGGGUUGAUGUGAGGCCUUUUUGCCCCAGACACCAUUGUUCCUACAGCAGACUAAAGCACUGGGGAGCAGCUGGAUGGCCCCCCCCAGACUGGGAAUCUUGAAACUCGGUGACUUGCGUCUUCCUCAGGCUACGGCCCAUUGAAGCACUCUACUUCACCUCCUGCCUCAGGCUGUGUGCAUGCCUCACAGUAGACAGCACCUCCAAAUGGGAAGCUACUGGGCAAGUUCUGCAUCUGCCAUCAGACUGUACCAGGCAAGACAUGCCUCCACAGGGUCCCCUACAAACACAUUCAUGGCUCCUUGGGUCUCUGUAGACUAAAGGCAUUGGCCACCAGACUCACCGUGGACCAGUGUACCUCCCCUCCUGUCCCCGUGCCUUGGCACGCUUCUUCCCAGAUUUGAGGUACAGUCGGGGAGGCCCCACUUCAAGCACUGUUGUGUGCCUGCCAGUGAUGGGCAGUCACACAUGUCACCUACUACCAGCAUGUGGAAAUAGUGAGAGGACCAAACCACUGUGAGACUCCUUGACAGGGAAUAUUCAGAACAAGCUGGUGCAGAGACAGGAUGGAUUCAUGGAAACUGGCAGGGACAUGGGGGUGGAAUGUUCUAGAACUAGAGUGCAGCAGGCUCUAUGGCUUUUCUGAUACACUGUUCAACCCACUCAUGCGUCUUAUUUUCAUUUCUGUUUUUGAGUUUAAGGUGCUUGAUGUAGGACAAGCCUCCCCUGCCCAGUGUUAGGCCAGCGCUCCCCUUUUAGCCGCCACCCCCCAACCCUUGGGUUGUACUUCUAAAACGGGCAGCGGUAGGGCAUGUGUGUUACAGUCAGACCAAUGGGACAUACUCGGGUACUGUCCAUGCCCAUUUUCCAAGUCAUCCAACAUGAUGUAUCAGGAUGGCUGCCAUGACCCCCAUCCCUCAUCAGAAAGUCAAGUCCCGGCUCUUUUCUCUGUUUACCCACCACCACCACACACACCCCGCCCGCUCCCCUCCGGAGGCUCCGAGGCGAGGAGGAAGUCAAGCGCCGUUUGGUUCUGCCUCGGGGCUCCUGAUUGCCAUUCCUGUCACGGUGCAGUUAUCUGCCCUCCGUGCGGCGGACGAAGCUCAUGUGUGAUGCGCUCGGCUGCAGCCGCCUGCGCCAACGGGACGAUUGCCCGCGCUCUGGGGACUCUGAGACUGAGAUAGGAGCUGCCGGUGGUCAGGAGACAUUGAGGACUCCGGAUGCUGUACCCGCUGUAAGACUCAGUUUCCCCAAUGGAAAGCAGAGCUCACAUCGGAUGAGAGGAUGAACGCACAUCCUGUGAGGGACCAGUGCCACCCUCGAGAAGUCCAAACACAAACUGACGGCUGGGUGGCCUGAGUAACACCCCACGCCCAUAGCUUCUCUUUCUCCAACCUGAACAUCUCAGUGGGUAGGGCGCUUGCCUAGCACACACUAAGCCCCAAGUGUCAUCCCUGGCACUUGGGAGGCUGAGGCACUAGGACCUGGUCAUCCUUUGUUGCAAAUGAGUUGGAGGACAGCUUGGGCAACAUGAGCCCAAGCAGUAACUCUUCUGUCAAUGCUUUCUGCACCGUUUACCAUUUGGGGAGUCUAAGGAACACUAACCAGUGGCUAUGGCUGACUCUGGCUGACUCCUGCCCUGCAAUUCCCCUCCUUAGGGGCUCACUUCCCAGCCCCCUCUCCAACCCUUGGGGUCCAAACCCGCUCCCGUCCCUCCCCUCGCGGACCCGCAGCUGCGGCCGCCUCCUGCCCCUCCCCCUCGCCCGCCACAAAGCGACGGACGCGGCGGUGACUGACGGCGCCUCCCGCCCCGCGCCACAGCCAGCCGCGACCCUGCGCGAUGCUCAGGUCUCUCGUCCAAUACCCUCCCGGCCCCGGUCUCAAGGGCGACUCGGUCCCCGCGCCGGUGUCCUCGUCCUCCGGGUCCGUCCCCGCCCCGGAGCGGCUGAAGGUCUGAGGACGAGCUGAGAAGCUCGCAUGGAAGCCCCUGUCUGACACCAGUCAAUUCCGGGGACAUCGAUGGCCAAGUGGCUCCGGGACUAUCUGAGCUUUGGCGGCCGGAAGCCUCCGCCGCAGCCGCCCACCCCCGACUACACAGAGAGCGACAUCCUUCGCGCUUACCGGGAGCAGAAGGACCUGGACUUCGAGGAUCCCUACGAGGACGCCGAUGGCCGCCCCGAGUCAGAGCCCGCAGGGCCGGUGGACUCCAAGUACGACUCUCCCAGGCACCGGCUGAUCAAAGUGGAGGCUGCAGACACGGCCAGAGCCAAGGCCCUCCUGGGCAACCCUGGGGAGGAGCCCGAAGCAGACACUGAGUACGCGGAUCCUUUUGAUGCCCAGCCUCAGCUGCCAGCUCUGGAUGAUGGGUACAUGGAGCCCUAUGAUUCCCAGACCUGCUCGAGUGAACGGCCAAGCAGAGCUGUCCAGCUUUACGAUACUCCAUAUGAGGAGCAAGAUGCAGAGCUGGAGGAUGGAGCGACUUCUGGCCAGAGUCGGCUGCCCCUGGAGGAUGAGAGGCCAGCAGAUGAAUACGACCAGCCUUGGGAGUGGAAGAAAGAUCAUAUCUCCAGGGCCUUCGCGGUACAAUUUGAUGGCCCUGACUGGGAACGGACCCCAGGCUCGACCAAGGACGGCCGGAGACCGCAGCCUGCGGAGCGCGUGGAUGCGGCUCUGGCCCUGGAGAAGCAGCCGUGGUUUCAUGGCCCCCUGAGCCGUGCAGAGGCCGAGAACCUUUUGUCCCUCUGCAAGGAAGGCAGCUACCUAGUGCGGCUCAGUGAGACCAGGGCUCAGGACUGCAUCCUGUCCCUCAGGAGCAGUCAGGGUUCCAUGCACCUGAAGUUCGCGCGAACCCGGGAGAACCAGGUGGUGCUGGGCCAGCACAGCGGGCCCUUCCCCAGCGUGCCCGAGCUGGUCCUGCAUUACAGUGCCCGCCCGCUGCCUGUGCAGGGCGCAGAGCACCUGGCGCUGCUCUACCCUAUCACCGGCAGCCAGAGCCCCUGAGGGGACCCUGCACACUGGCUGCCCGACCAGAGAGGGGACCGGGGACCGAUGACGCAGACUCCCUCCAAGCCAAAUCUACUGCCCUCUGGGAGGUUUCAGGGCCCCCUCUCUGUGAGCGGGCUUUGCCUGUAAAAAACAGAAGAGAGAGAGAGAAAGAGAGAGAGAGAGAGAGAGAGAGAGAGAGAGAGAGAGAGAGAGAGAGAGAAAGAGAGAGAGAGAGAGAGAGAGAAAAGAGGCACUUGCUGCCAGGCCUGACAGGUUCAGGCCCAGGAACACACACGGCCCACACGGUGGCAGUAGAGAGCAGACAUCUGCACGUUGUCCUCUGAUUUACACACAAGGCGCACACCAUAAAUUAACAAAUUAAUGUAAUAAAAACGAAUUUUAAAACCUUG
This is a messenger RNA of Myodes glareolus (Bank vole), 3634 nucleotides long. RefSeq names its product Src homology 2 domain containing transforming protein D (gene Shd). Lineage: Eukaryota; Metazoa; Chordata; Mammalia; Rodentia; Cricetidae. The record is from RefSeq and is a predicted model, not a curated record. Gene Ontology annotation, molecular function: phosphotyrosine residue binding.